AUGGUUAAAUAUGAUAAUAGGUCAUUAUUGGCAUUGAAUUCACCCGUAAUAACAGUUAAUAUUGGCGGUGUGUUUACUGAUCGGGACGAGGGUUCAGAUACAAAAACAAUGGAAUAUGUAUUUAAGUCGGCUGUUUUUUAUUUUAAUCGUAAAAACAAUACUAAUUGGAAUAAUAAUAUCAAAUAUAGUGUUGAAACCAUAAAUAUUAGCGCAACUGGAUCAGCCGUUCAAGCUGUUAAAGAUGUAUGUUCAAUAAUUGAAACUCGUCAUGUUAGCGGCAUGUUUGGUCCACCCUAUCCACCACUAUCCACUCUAGUACAAUCAAUGUGCUAUUAUGUUGAUAUACCAUUUGUUAAUGUUUGUAGUACAUGUUAUGAUUCUGAAAAUGAUGAUGAUGAUGACUCAGAACAAACGAAAUUAAGAAAAAUGUUUGUGAAUCUGUAUCCGUCCAAUCGAGAUUUAAAUCUUGCAUUUCAAAGUCUAACACAAAAACUACAGUGGACAAAAUUCUUAAUUAUUUAUGAUACCGAUUCAGGCUUAACUCGAUUACAAGGUUUAUUGAAUGCACCAGGUAUUAAUCAAACUGAUAUACUUGUACGCCAAUUAACAGAUCCAAAAGAUCGUUCGGUGUUGACAGAUGCCAUUGGCCGCGAUAUAUUCAAUGUUAUAUUAGAUUUGAAUGAUGAGAAUACAAAAUUUGUCUUGAGAAUGGCAUUACAAUUAGGCAUGAUCAAUUCAAAUUAUCAUUAUUUAUUAACCACAUUAGAUAUUGAUACAUAUGAUCUUGAAGAUUACAAAUAUAAUUAUGUCAAUAUAACAGCUUAUCGGUUAUUUAAUAGAGACAGUCAUAUAAUCCAGGACGCAAUGAAAUAUUAUUUUGAAUUUAAACGAAUUGAAAAUAAUGAACAAAAUCGACAAACAUUUACAACUCAAGUAGCAUUAUGGAUAGAUGCACUAUCAGCAUUUGCUAUGGCUUAUGAUAAAUUUUUAUCUGGAUCAAAAUCUUCGAUACCAAUUGAUUAUGUUCCAAAUCCAUCAUGUCAUCCGGAUUAUCCAGCAAAAGGAUGGCCAAAAGGAAAUGAAUUGUAUUCAAAAUUUCAGAUAGUCAAAUUUUAUGGACUGAGUGGUUCUGUACAAUUUUCAUCUUACGGUGAACGAACGAAUUUCGAACUACAAAUUGUUCAUCUCUCUGAAACCGGACUCGUUCAGGAGCCGCCGUAUGUUAUGUUAAAAAAGAAUAGUAACAGCACUGAAGUGCCAGAUAAUUAUACGAAUGAAGAUUUUGAAGGAUUUUGCAUUGAUUUACUUGAAGAAUUAUCAAUAGCCAUGAAAUUUAGUUACAAAAUAGAACCAAUUCGUACAAGAAGUUAUCAAGAAAUGGUUGAUCAUGUUAAAAAGAAGGAAGCGGAUUUAGCUGUUGCACCCCUAACAAUAAAUUAUGCACGAGAGAAGCAAAUCGAUUUUACUAAACCGUUUCUGAGUUUGGGCAUAGCUAUUUUGUUUAAAUUACCACUCCCCGAGAAACCGGGAUUAUUCAGUUUUCUCAGUCCAUUAUCGCUAGAAAUAUGGAUAUAUACAUUUACGGCUGUAUUAACCGUUAGUCUCAUCUUGUUACUAAUAGCACGUUGUUCACCAGAUGAAUGGCGUAACCCUUAUCCAUGUGAUACAGAUUAUAAUUAUUUAGAAAAUAGAUUUACAGUUAGUAAUACGUUGUGGUUUUCAAUUGGAACUUUAAUGCAGCAAGGAUCCGAUGUUAGUCCAUCAGCAAUAUCAACAAGGCUUGUUUCUGGAAUUUGGUGGUUUUUUACACUCAUAUUAAUAUCUUCAUAUACAGCUAAUUUAGCUGCGUUUCUCACAGUUGAAAAACUCACCAAUCCAAUAGAAAGUGCUGAAGAUUUAGCAAAACAAAGCAAAUAUAAAUAUGGUGUACUAAAAAAUGGUACAACGCAACAAUUUUUUAAAGAAUCAAGCAUUCCAACCUAUCAGACAAUGUGGAAACAGAUGGUAUCUAAUCCCGAUGUAUUUGUAGACAGUAAUAGUGAGGGUAUUGAGAAAACACAAAAAGGACAAUAUGCUUACUUAAUGGAAUCAACUACAAUUGAGUAUACUGUACAACGAGAAUGUAGUUUAACACAAAUUGGUGGUUUGUUGGAUAAUAAAGGCUAUGGUAUUGGUCUACCGGAAGGUAGUCCACAUCGUGAAAAGUUUUCUGAAAUAAUACUUGAUUUACAAGAAAAAGGUAUAAUACAAAAAUCGUACAAUAAAUGGUGGAAAGGAAAAGGAUCAUGCGUAAGAGAAGAUAAAAAAGAUUCAAAAGCAAGUCCAUUAGGAGUGAAAAAUGUUGGUGGAAUAUUUGUUGUUCUACUAGGCGGUAUCAUCUUAGCAUUAAUUGUAGCUGUUGGUGAAUUUAUCUAUCAUGCUAGAAAAAACCAUCCUGAGCAUAGACAUUCUGUUUGGUAUGAAUUGUUAAAAGAACUUCGUUUUGCAAUUCAAUGUAAUGCAUCAAAUCGUAAAUCACUAGUGGCUAGACGUUGUUCACAGUGUAAAGGCACUGAUACCUAUACAACUGAAGAAAAUUCACGUACAAAUAGUUUACCAUCUAAUGAUAUUUCUGCAAUAUCGUCGUUUAAACGAAGAAAAAAAUCAUCAAAUCGUUCAUCCUUUGAAUUAGAAGAACGCUCAAAAUUUGACACAAUUCUAUUGUCUGAUAAUGAUAAUAAUGAACAAUUAUCAGUUAAACCAUUACCAUACUAUCAAAAUUCAAUUCCAAAUAAUAUUAGUAAUAAAACUUUUCAUCGACGUCGAUCAUCUACAUCUCCACCUCCCGACUAUCAAGGACUUGUUCUUGUUGAACAAGCACCUAGCACGAAAAAAUGGCAGUUAAAUGAAUCAACACCGUCGCAUCGUUAUUGUGAUAAUUAUAAACAGGUCCCGUCGAAAAUAAAUGUACGACCACAACAUGUUCGAUUUUCCUCAGACACUCAACCAUCACCAACAUUAUCGAAUCCCAUGGAUGCAUUUGAUGAUCUCUCUAGUUCAUCUCGUUCGCAGUCUCCUGUUGGACAUCAUGUUAGCGAAUUAUGA
Messenger RNA from Didymodactylos carnosus, 3084 nucleotides. NCBI's taxonomy places the organism in Eukaryota, Metazoa, Rotifera, Eurotatoria, Philodinida, Philodinidae. The record is from the annotation of a GenBank genome assembly.